Molecule: messenger RNA, 789 nt
Organism: Ricinus communis (castor bean)
Lineage: Eukaryota; Viridiplantae; Streptophyta; Magnoliopsida; Malpighiales; Euphorbiaceae
Exons: 1
Coding region: 149-580 (143 amino acids)
Molecular function (GO): calcium ion binding
Source: RefSeq, a predicted model, not a curated record
AAAUCACCACCUGAAAAACCAAAGAAUAGAAAAUAAUAUCUCCUCAAGUAGCGGUUAUUCAACGCCACCAGCCUUCCACUUUCCCUCUUUAUUAUCCCGCAAGUUGCAGGCAAUAAAUAAAAAAAAGUGAAAAGAAAGAAAGAAAAAGAUGGGAGUUGUGGUAAUAGAUGGAUCAACAGUACGUGAUUUCGUGAACGAUGAAGCCCAGUUCAAGAAGAGUGUGGACGAGUCAUUUGCCCAGCUAGACCUCAAUAACGACGGAGUCUUGUCUCGCUCUGAGCUCCGAAAGGCUUUUGAAUCUCUUCGUUUGAUCGAGAGUCACUUCGGUAUCGAUGUGGUCACGCCUCCAGAGCAACUCACCCAGUUGUACGACUCCAUCUUUGAGAAGUUUGAUUGUGAUAAGAGUGGAACUGUUGAUCUUGAUGAGUUUAGGACUGAGAUUAAGAAGAUCUUGCUUGCGAUUGCUGAUGGGUUAGGGUCAAGUCCUAUUCAGAUGGCUCUUGAAGAUGAUGACCAGGGUUUUCUCAAGAAAGCUGCAGAUCUCGAAGCCUCUAAGCUUCAGAAACCUUCUCCAGCUUAAUGCUGCUGCUGUUUGUAAUUUCUUGCUGUUGUUUCUUUUUUCUUGUUUCUAUAGUUGAAAUAAAUCUUGGUGGUUCAGUCACCAUCUUGAUUAAGGGUCCAAGUGAAAAUCCAUUGUACGUACAACAGAUUCAGCUUACUACUUUUCGUGUGGAAGAGAACCCAACAUGUUCAAUGGAUAAAUAUGCAAGUCAUAAUGUGUUUCCUCCA